GGCAGUGGGCAGCGAGCGGCCGUCAAAACAGCCAUCAGACUUGUUGUGAGUUAGGAAGCUUACUUAGACUUGUUCAUUAAGUAAUCCCCGCUAAUGUUGAAGACUGGUGAAGCGUGAGUGUCUGGUAAGACGACUUCAAGAUGAUGCCUGCUCCAGAUAUGCAUGAACAAAACAUUAAUAUUGGAAGUAGUACAGGAAACACAACCACUCCUAGCUCUAUUUAUAUCCCUGGAAAGGUGGUAAAUAUAGUUAAUGAAGCAGUUCCCUUCCAACUUGUUGAAAAUAGAAACUAUGAGAUGGAACCUAGGUCUUAUCCCUUGCCUGUGCAUAAUAUCAUCCCAGGAUCUGGAUAUAGACUUCCAUCUCAAAGUAGUCUGGUACAAGAUUACAUUACAGAGGCAGAUUUAUAUAGAUCAAGAUUGGAUAGAAAUUACAACAUGUCAUUUAAUAUCUCUUGCGUAAAUUGUGGCAAUUCAGGUAUGAUCGGUUUUCCUAGACAGUUAUUUGGACAUCGGAAUGCAGGUUGGCAACAACCAGAUUUGAUUGACCCUGUGACCUAUGCAUCAGGUAUAAACCCCUACACAAACAUGCUAGCAGGUCUGUACCCUGUCACUGUGGCACAAAAUGCUGUGAAUUCUAUGAUACCACAAACUUACUCUAACUCUUUUACAAAAAUGCAAGCUGCUCCAAACGGCAGUAUGCAACACGAACAACCUGUGUAUGCUAGAACUGCUGAGCAAAUGCCAAGAAAUCCUGAGGUACAUGACAGUCAUCUUAUGAACUCCUAUAUCUUAGAGCAAGACUCUGCAAACCUCAAUGUACAAGGCUCGAAAAACCUCAACAUACAAGACCCUAAGCACCUCAUCCUGAAAAUUCCCUCAAACAUUAACAUUAAAGAUGCCACUCGCCUAAACCUGAACAACUCGGCAAACCUCAACAUGCAAGAUGCUACGCACCUCAACUUGAAAACCCCCUCUAAUUUCAACAUGCAAGAUACUACUCGCCUUGGUUUGAAAACCCCUGUAUACCUCAACACAAAAGAUGCCACACACCUCAUCUUGAAAACCCCCUCUAAUUUCAACAUGCAAGAUGCCACUCACCUCAACUUGCAAAGCUCAAGAAACCUCAACAUACCUAAUUCAAAAUACCAGAACUUGCAAAACUUGGCUGACGUCAACCUGCAAGAUGCCUCAUACCUCAAUUUGCCAAGCUCGGCAAACGUCAGCUUAACAAAGAGUAUGGUGACUAGGCCUGACAUCAACAUUAUGCAGUUAAUAGAUGCAAAGGCUCCAGGUCAAGAAAUGAAACAUUCCACAACAACAGAUGGGAUAUUGGAAGCACGAAUUAGCAAUGAAUAUCAGUCUUUAUUAGAAAGUGAAGAAGGAAAUGAAAAUAAGAUGUCUCUAUCAUCUGAGGCAUUGGCUCUUAGAUGCCAAGAAUAUCCUGCCCAGGGCAAAAAUACAAUGCACCAUAUUAAGAAUAAAACCAGAAAACUAAAGAAGAAGAAGAAGAAGAUGGAGGAGGUGAUGGCUAAGGAAUGUAAUGAGAAAGUAAUUACACACCAUACAGGUGAAUAUUCUUCGAAGUUGGUUCAAGACAUGUCUAGUAAUUCAGAUACCAUGUUGGAUGUAGUAACAGAAGUGGCUGCAAGCACUGGCAAAGACAUUUUGUGUGAUGUUCCACAAAAACGGAAGAAUGUUGUAAUGGACCAGUGCAAGAAGUUCAUUCGCAGUGGCCGUGGAAGAUAUGACCUACGCUUUCAGCGGGAACUCGAUGCUGAAAAUAACAAUACUUUGAACUUGACUCCAGAUAUCAUGGUAAUGUUGGUCUUUCUUUUCUUGGGAGUUGUACACAACAGUAGUCAUUCAGAAUAGUACAGAUUUUGUACACUUAUAAAUAUUAAAAACCAUUACAGAACAUUC
Procambarus clarkii (red swamp crayfish) is the source of this 1922-nucleotide messenger RNA. The record is from RefSeq and is a predicted model, not a curated record. NCBI's taxonomy places the organism in Eukaryota, Metazoa, Arthropoda, Malacostraca, Decapoda, Cambaridae.